UUGUCAAAAUAUUUUUGUUUCAAUAUUUUUUCCGUUUUCUUUAUUGAAAUUUUGAAACGUCUUGGUCUUCACAAAUUUUAUGUUUUAAAUUUUUGUUUGUGCGCCACCUCGUCCUAUUCCGAACGGCGCUAGCAGCCAGCCAUUUGGGCCAUGUUUGACUUCGAUGGGCAGCGCAGAGAGUCGACCUGAAGAAAAACCACCAUCAGACAUGUCGGCACGUCGUAAGAGUGCCUGUAAAAGUGCCAGCGAUAAUGGCAGCGACAGUAGCAGCUGCUGUUGCAACGACAAUCAAGAACUCGACAAUGGAAGUCGAAGUGAGACAAACAAUGCACCCAGCUGUUCGCUCCAACCAACCUGUUGUCCGUAUCCCGAGUUCACGCUGUCUACCAGCGGCAUUUGCUAUGUACAAUGCAAGUUUUGCUGUCAAAUGUAUCCCUGUUGUUGCGCCGAGUGUCCAAAUUGUGGCGGUAGACCAGGCAAGACGAGCAAAGAGGUCGAAAUACCCGAUAUAGCGUUUUGUCCUUGCUGCGGUCAGGAGUCGCCCAAGGCCAAUGGGCUACAGAAUUUCUGCAAACCGACUCCGUGUUGCAUGUGCAUUGACACUUGCGCGGAACGUGAACUAAUCGCCAAGUGCUUACUGCGCUCUUUUAGACAGGCGCGUGGCGAGAGACGCAAAAGUUGUUGCGAGUGCCAGCCAGAACAAGAGGAAGACAACGGUAAAGGAACUAAGGAUCGAGAUAAGAGUGAGCGCUUUCGUUAUCCCGCCUAUAAAUCAGCAGUACCAUGCACAUGCGAGUCCGAUGAAGACGCCGCUGACAGCUCACAGCCAGAGCACGUAAAGGAUUGUUGUUGUGAGCGGCAUAAGACAUCGGAGCGUCAAUGUGAAGCGAAUCAUAAACGAACACAGCAAAGACAAAGUCGGGAUACGCGUGAACAGUGCUGUAAAGCCGAACGUAAACGAAGUGGGUUACAACCAGAGGGCGCAGAGGAUUGUUGUUGUGAGCGGCAUAAGUCGUCGGAGCGUCCAUGUGAACCGAAUUCGUGCGAAAAUUAUAAACGAACGCAGCAAAGACAAAGUCGGUGUACGCGUGCGCAGUGCUGUAAAGCCGAACGUCAACGAAGUGUUGAGAGUUGUACUUGUAGUCAAUGUGAAUCGAAUUCGUGCGCCAAUCAAAGACGAACGCAACAAAAACAAAGUCGGUGUACGCGUGCGCAGUGCUGUAAAGCCAAACGUCAACGAAGUGUUGAGAGUUGUACUUGUAGUCAAUGUGAAUCGAAUUCGUGCGCCAAUCAAAGGCGAACGCAACAAAAACAAUGUCGGGGUACGCGUACGCAGUGCUGUAAAGCCAAACGUCAACGAAGUGUUCAGUGUUGUGCUUGUAAUAGUAGAGGACAAAGACAGAACUAUGGAGAUUAUCCGUCUGUAGCCCAUUGUCCAUGUGGUUGUGAAGUCGAAAUAAAGAAUAUAACCUACAGUCUGCCGGUUUGCCGAUUAGAUGAUGAAGAUGACGAUAAUGGAUGCUGUUGCUGUAACAAAUAAGUGGCGAAAGCGACCUUCGGGUCUAGGAAGACACUCUAUCGAGAGGUACCAAUGCCUCAAAACAGCAAAAAAAAAGCUUCCGAAUGCGCCUGCUGCAUUAAGUAAUGGGAUGUGGAAAAAGUCGUCCAAGCGCUCAUGACAGACGACGAAGUAGAAGUCGUGGAACGAGAGGAUCCUACGAUCAUUCCAGUCGCAGUUCGCAGCGUCAACGUUAUCCGACGAGUCGCUCGCACGAGAGAACGCGCGCGUCAUCACUUAAACAACCGCAGAAACCAUGCUGUUGUCACACUGUAAAUCUCUCGUCUUAUCAAUAUCCAGAACAACAAUGUAAAUGCCAAAAACAACGACAAGCGCAGUUGCAACCGCAGUCUUAUACAGACCUUUCCGAUACACUCUCGCAAUAUUCGUACGCAUCGGAAAUGCCGUCGUCCAGGUCUACUUGCUGUUGUCAAUCUACUCAAGGUAAUGCAGGCAGUGAGAGCGAUUGUGAUUGUGACGAUGUGGUACAACGUGGUGGUGAUGCUGGUUGCAAAACUGUUGUGUGUCUCACUUUCAACCCGCCGCGAAAGAAUAGAAACUAGUAAAUAGCGAUUGUAGCGGGGGAAAGUGGCAGAAGUUCGACUUUGUCUAUCCAUGCUCGCCAAUGACAAGCUGCAGAAAUCACAAGAAACGAGGUGCUGGCCUUAUAAGAAAAGGUUCAAGAAAUCAUAACGAAAUAUUAACAAAGCAACACUGCAUGCGGAAAUCACUUCCAUCUUAUAUAUUUACUAUCAAAACUACCGAUUUAAAGCGUUGCUCAUCGAAGUGGAAUUCUGUUCCAGCAGCAACUCUUUAUAACGGUACUUUUGUGGUAAAUUUAUUGAAGCGCCCAUAUUUUAUCGAACCCCGGGAAGACGAUAAUUUCAUUAAAUUUAAGCUGUAAUCAAAUUAGACAAAAAAUAAAUACAUAAUUAUCACAUAUACACACAGAUCAGAAUUAA
Zeugodacus cucurbitae (melon fly) is the source of this 2520-nucleotide messenger RNA. RefSeq lists its product as uncharacterized. NCBI's taxonomy places the organism in Eukaryota, Metazoa, Arthropoda, Insecta, Diptera, Tephritidae. The record is from RefSeq and is a predicted model, not a curated record. The transcript has 2 exons. The coding region runs from base 164 to 1540 and encodes 458 amino acids.